Messenger RNA from Leptosomus discolor (cuckoo roller), 1625 nucleotides. The record is from RefSeq and is a predicted model, not a curated record. Lineage: Eukaryota; Metazoa; Chordata; Aves; Leptosomiformes; Leptosomidae.
AUGUUGCAUCGAGAGGCGGUCGGUGGAACUCAUCACAGCUCGGGGCAACUGCUGGAAGGUAGUUUGGAGGAUUAUGAAGAAACGGUAAAGAAAGCGAAAGAGGCAUGGAAGGUCUGGGCUGAUAUUCCCGCACCUAAGCGUGGAGAAAUAGUGCGACAGAUUGGUGAUGCCCUGAGACAAAAAAUUAAAGUUCUAGGAAGCUUGGUCUCUUUGGAAAUGGGGAAGAUUUUUGUUGAGGGUGUUGGGGAAGUGCAGGAGUAUGUUGAUGUCUGUGACUAUGCUGUUGGUUUAUCCCGAAUGAUUGGUGGACCUAUUUUGCCUUCAGAAAGACCGGGCCAUGCCCUUAUAGAGCAGUGGAAUCCUGUUGGGUUAGUAGGAAUCAUCACAGCCUUCAACUUCCCUGUAGCGGUUUAUGGAUGGAACAGUGCAAUUGCAAUGAUCUGUGGAAAUGCUUGCCUGUGGAAGGGUGCUCCUACAACAUCCCUCAUUAGUGUUGCUGUUACAAAGAUAAUUGCCAAAGUCUUGGAGGAUAACAAAGUGCCCGGAGCAAUCUGUUCUCUGGUUUGUGGUGGAGCAGACAUUGGGACAGCAAUGGCAAGAGAUGAGCGGAUGGACCUGUUGUCUUUCACUGGCAGCACGAAAGUGGGCAAGCAGGUAGCACUUACGGUUCAGGAGAGAUUUGGUCGAAGUCUGCUGGAACUGGGAGGAAACAAUGCCAUUAUUGUGUUUGAAGAUGCAGAUCUGAACCUAGUCAUCCCGUCUGCUCUAUUUGCUGCUGUGGGAACAGCGGGUCAGAGAUGUACAACUGCUAGAAGGCUGUUCCUCCAUGAAAGCAUCCAUGACGAGGUGGUGGCAAAGCUUGCUAAGGCCUAUGCCCAGGUCCGCAUCGGUGAUCCGUGGGAUUCUGACACUCUGUAUGGGCCUCUUCAUACCAAAGAAGCAGUGAAAAUGUUCCUUGAUGCAGUAGAACAAGCAAAACAACAGGGUGGCUCUGUGGUCUAUGGUGGAAAGGUUAUAAAUCGCCCCGGAAACUAUGUUGAACCAACCAUUGUGACCGGCCUUCCUCAUAAUGCACCCAUUGUCCACACUGAGACAUUUGCCCCCAUACUGUAUGUGCUGAAAUUUAAGGAGGAAGAGGAGGUUUUUGCCUGGAAUAAUGAAGUAAAACAAGGUCUUUCCAGCAGUAUCUUUACCAAGGAUUUGGGAAGGAUAUUCCGUUGGCUUGGGCCAAAAGGAUCUGACUGUGGCAUUGUGAACGUCAACAUCCCAACCAGUGGGGCUGAGAUCGGAGGUGCUUUUGGUGGUGAAAAGCACACUGGUGGGGGAAGAGAAUCUGGAAGUGAUUCAUGGAAACUUUAUAUGAGACGGUCUACUUGUACAAUCAACUACAGCAAGGAUUUACCUUUGGCUCAAGGAAUCAAGUUCCAGUAACAGCCUUCUGAACGGCCAUGCUGUGAACUCUCCUAGCAUUUCAGAAUCAAGCGCCUUCUAAGCCUCAUGGUGAAGAAAAUUAAUUAUCUGAAACUUGUCUGCAGCAAAGAUGCCAAUUCUAUCAAAAAAUCAGCUACUUUAAAAUUGCUUCACUUUCAGUGUAUGAAAUUACUACUUCAGUCUUCAAAUGAGAA